Molecule: messenger RNA, 1976 nt
Organism: Trichomonas vaginalis G3
Lineage: Eukaryota; Parabasalia; Trichomonadida; Trichomonadidae
Product: DNA/RNA polymerase superfamily
Exons: 1
Molecular function (GO): nucleic acid binding
Source: RefSeq, a predicted model, not a curated record
AUGAACAAAAACGGAACAGCUAAAAUGAAUGAUAAUCAAAUUAGAGCAGAAGGUAGAAGGUUAUUUAAACGCUUCUAUAACAUUCCUGAUGGUGUUAAUCCUAAAACUCGUAGAAGUUAUUUAAAUGAAGCCAUAGAUGCAUAUGAAGGAUUUGACAUUUCAUCAGAAAGUGAGAGGUUAGCAAGAAUGUUAAACGUUAAUAUUGAUUUUUAUUAUUGUGACCCUCAACCAGAAGACGUAGACAUUAACAAGGUAGACUUUCCAUUAGUGGAAUCAAUAAUGAUAGAUCCAGAAUUUGAAACAGUAAAUAUUUUAUUAACACAGAGUCCAUGUGGAAAACUUCACGCUGACAGAAUUACAGACGUUGAAGCACUCACAGGAUAUAAAGUUUGCCCCUUUUGCAAAGAAGAAGUAUAUUCUAUCCGUGAUGAUCCAGAAAGGAAAAACCAAAGAAGAUUUUUAAAACAUUGUGAGAAAUGUAAAGAAAAUAAUGGAAGAUUAAUUCAAGACGUUCAAUUGCAAAACACACAACAACCAUAUACACCACAUAUCACGAAACAGAAGAUACAUCAAUGGCUAUUAGCACAUAAUUUGCAGGAAUAUUAUAAACCGACAAGAUAUUAUAUUACUUUUGACUUCGAAACAUUAGAGACUAAAGAAGAAUUACAACUUUCUGAGUGUGCAACUUUGAAUGCUUACUUAAAACCAUUCAUGGUGUCAUCAACGGUUAAAUUAAAUGAUAAAACAUAUACGAGGAAUUUUUGCUUAACUUCGAGUGAUUCUUUUAUUUCUGAUUGGAUUGAGUUUUUAUUUUCAACCUGUUCAUUAGUUGCUAAAUCAAAUAUUGAACAAUAUGAAGAAUUAAUGAAGUUGCAAACAUUAAAUGAGAAACAGAAGGAAGCAUUUAAAGAACUUCUAGAUGAGGAAUUCAAUAAAGUGAAUAUCAUUGGUUUUAAUUCAGGAAAGUUUGAUUUAAAUUUAAUUCUUCGUGAUUUAAAUACUGCAAAAUGGAAAAUAAAAUCAAUGCUGGGUUCAUCUUCACAAUUUAAGCAAAUCAUUGUAAAGAAAACAAACGUUCCAUAUGAAUUGAGAUUUAUUGACAUCAGAAAUUAUAUAGCGGGUGGGACAUUAGACCAAUUCACUCAAGAUUUCGGAAACAAUAAAUCACGUGUUAAAUCCUUUUUCCCUUAUCAAUUCAUCACGUGGGAAAAUUACGAAGAAGAAUUAUAUAAAGUGGAACCAUUCACGAAAGAUUCAUUUUAUUCAGCAUUAACUCAAGAAACUAUAUCAGAUAGUGAUUAUCAAAUAUAUCUCAAUGAUGCUAAAAACUUUAAGAAUAGAUUAGAAUAUUUUAUUCAUUAUUGCAAUAAAGAUGUUGAAAUUAUGAUUGACCCAAUUGAUAAAAUUAUUGAAGAAACAUUUGUUUAUAAAAUUGACAUGCUUCAUAAUCUUUCUUUAUCAUCGAAUGCUUCAAUGAUUCGUUACGCUUUAGCAUAUAAAGACUUUAAUCCUAAUGAAAAAUAUCCUGAGGAAGAGAUAGAAUCAAGUUUUGAAUUAACGAAAAAGUAUUGGAAAUAUAAAAUUGAAUCAUAUAAGAAACAAGAUGAAAAAGCAGAAAGGGAUACUAAAAAUAAUGUUUCAAUGGAUGAUUUUCAAUACUAUCACGAUUUAAUCCUUUCAUCUAAAUGCAAAAUGUGUGGUAAAGCGUUUACAUAUGCAAAUAAACCAACAUUGGAUAGAAUCGAUAAUGAAAAACCACAUACCAAAGAAAAUUGUCAGUUAAUGUGUUGUUAUUGCAAUGUCGUAAAAUCAAAUAAAGAUGAAGAUGUUCAACGUUUAAGAAUCAAUUUAAGAAAUUAUGCAUUAAAAAAUAAUUUACCAAUGACUUUAGAUUCAGUUGAAGCUUAUCACAUUCUCCGUAAUGGAAUUACUGGUGGUUUAUCAAAUGUUCAACAUAGAGUAAAUCUUAAAGGAAU